CUUUUAGUAAGUCUUUAAAGACGUCCUCUUUAAUCAUGAACAACUGAAACCAAGGUUCUUAACCUAACCCAAUCGGAGCACUGAGCACGCGUCGGCUGAUCGAAGUAUCUUCAGGCACCAGGAACUCAUCUACUCUAGCAGAUUCCACCUCGUUUUGAGGCUGCUGUCUGCGCUUAACGGAAAUUCAUAAACCGACUACUCACAGUCGAUAUACAACUUCCUCGCCGCAAACCCCUGCAGCUUUUGUCGGGCUCUCUCUCAGUCGCAAUGACAUUUGAUCAAUCCCAUUGACUAUACGUGGUGAAAUCAUGACAUCUUCGACUGGAGCUGCUCUUCAGGAUACUCCAAAAUCCACAAGCAAGCUUGACAUAUGCGAAGGUCUUGAAUUUAUUUGGGGCAAGAAGAGAGGAGUUGGUGGAAAGCGGAAAGAGGUCCAAUUUUAUGAAUCUUUUACAUAUGAUGGCAUUGGGUAUGCACUUUAUGAUUGUGUGUAUAUGCACAAGGAAGGUGAACCUGAACCAUACAUCGGAAAGCUUAUUAAAAUCUGGGAAAAUGCAGAUAGGUCCAAGAAAGUAAAGCUUCAAUGGUUUUUUCGACCUUCAGAAAUUCUGAAUUAUCUAAAGGAUGAAAAUUUUAUGGGGAAUGAAAUAUUUCUUGCCUCUGGUGAAGGGCAUGGUCUCUCCAAUGUCAACUCACUGGAAGCAAUUGCUGGGAAAUGCAAUGUUGUUUGUAUUUCAGAGGACAAGAGAAACCGUCAACCUUCCGAGGAAGAGCUUAAGGCUGCUGAUUAUAUAUUUUACCGGGUGUUCGAUGUUGCAAAACUUACCUUGGAUCAGAUAGGUGACAGUGACAUAGUUGGUGGCCUGGAAGUUAAGUUUGUGUUUAAUCGAAAUGAAAGCGAAAAGGCCCGCGAGGUUCUCAAAAUAGCUUCUGAUUGUGAUGAAGAUUCGAAUGCUACUGUGCAGUAUAGUAUGCAGAACUCAUCUAAUGGAUUGGAUAUUGAAAAGGGUAAUGCAAAUUCAAGUUCUUUAGUUUUGAGAAAUAAUGAGCCAGAAGAAAUGCGUGGAGAUGGAAAUGUUCUGUCCAGUGAGUUAGAUUCAACAACUGAGGUGAAGUUUACUGCCAUGCAGCAAAUUGAAGACAACAAAGUGGCAAAUGGAAUUAUCCUACAAGAGGAUAUAUCUGCUAACAAGACAGUUAACAAGAUCACUGGCAAUGACACAAAGCAUAUAAGAAGUUCUGGUACUUCAGACAGUGGGGCUAUAAACCGAGUGAAACAUGAUUCUGCUAUGCCCUUGGAGUACAAGGAUCCAAAGGGUAAUAAAAGGUCAAGUAUGAAUGACGCAAAACCACAAGUUGGAGGUGUCACUAGCUCUGAACAUACAGAAAAAGCUGAUAAUGUCAAAAAUCAUUGUGAGCUGGGAAAGGAAAUGAAACCUGGAAAGGAUUCCAAUCUUGAUUUAGACAGGCCUUGGAAGAAGGCCAAGAUUGAUUUCUCUGCCACAAUACCUGGAGAUAAGAAUAAAAGUGAUGUUCCUGAAUCUAAUUGUAGGUCUGGAGGGAAUGAGGACAAAGUUAUCCCAAAAGCUGUGAAUUCCUCUCAAAAAGAGAUUUCUAGAACUUCUAAAAUCUCUGAUGGAUUGGAUAAUAACUCAAACAGUGAAAUUCCUUACAUGGAUGAAGCUAAAAGUCUUGUUAAAUCUACCAUCGCUGCAGCAGGAAAAACAAAGACCAAACCUGGACAAGUUGGACAAUUGUAUGAGACGGCAAAGGAGGACAAAUCUGGAAAGGAUUCUAUUAUUGUAGGAGAUGGAGCUUCAAAGAAGGCAAAUGUUGGUAUUAGUGAUAAAAUAUUUAUGGAUGGGAAAUAUAAUGCUCAAAGAACUAGUAAUAAGCAAGGAGAGAAGGAUGGCAAUGUUUUGUUAAAGCCCACUAACUCCUUUAAAGAGCGGGCUAUGCAUCCUAAAGCCACACAUGGAUUAGACGAGGGCCUUCCAACGGUUAAAUCUUCGAUGAAACUAAAUAAGCUCUCUAGUAGCAACAUCUCAUCAUUGGGUGAUGCUUCAACAAAUGCAAUUAAAGAUUUGAACAACAAAAGUAUUGAAGUGGCUCCAAAAGCUAAAUCUUCUAUGAAACCAAACAAGCUCUCUAAUAUCAACACCUCAAGGCUAAGCGGAGCGUCAAAUGCAAUUGAAAAGUUGCACGACAAUGGCAUCGAAGUGACUCCAAGACAUGCCGAGUCAGUCACAUGGUUCAAGGAGCUUUCGUGGGAGGAGAGAAUGCAAACUGCAAAUGAUCAAGGGACCCUUGUCCUACUCCAAAAUUUGGACCCUGGAUUUAUCUCAGCAGAAGUAGAGGAUAUAAUAUGGCAUGCCUUUAAGGAGAAAUGCUCAGCAAAAAUUAUCCAGCAUACUGCUUUCUCUAACCCUAAUACUGGUCAAGCUUUGGCUAUUUUCAAAACAAGAGAAGCAGCACAGAGGGUCAAAAGAACAUUAGAUAACAAAUACUUAAUGGUGUCAGAUCAAAGGCCACUUGUUGCUGACAUUAUUGCAAUUCCCAAGUCCCAAAGAAGCACGUCUUCAUUUGUUGGCCAUCUUGUUAUUGAUAAAGUUAGGCAUCAAAUGCAAAGAGAAAUGCGAGAAGCAGUAUCUACUUCUCACUGCUCUCAGCCGAACACUAUUGAAUAUGAAAUGGCCAUGGAGUGGCGGUUAAGGCAAUGUCGAUCUGAAUUUUGCUGGAAGAAGCUGCACAACCAACAGAGAAAAGAGUUUGAGAGGGUCAUAGCCAAUUUGAAGGCAGAUUGAGACUGUCAUGCGUAAUAUGCCAUAGUGCAGGGAGAAUAAGAUAGCAAUGGCACCAUCCUCAAAUUUUGACGGCAACAGAGUUUUUGCUUCAUCAAAAGUGCCUCUGUUAAUAUUUUGUUUUUCCUGCGUGUAAUUAAUCACUCGAUGGAUUGCGUAGCUGUAUUCCAGUGAGAUGGACAUUUGAUGCAAUGCUUCAAUGCUUUAAAAGUAGUAGAAUUAAAAGUAGUCUUGCAAUGCCAUAGCGGUAGACCCGGGCGGUUAGUUAACCUAUUUUUUGCAAAACAUAAUAAAGUUAGUAGGUACCUUAUUUUGAAGAGAAGGUACCCUUUCCGUUUUUACUUGGUUUCAG
Messenger RNA from Cuscuta europaea, 3153 nucleotides. The record is from the annotation of a GenBank genome assembly. Lineage: Eukaryota; Viridiplantae; Streptophyta; Magnoliopsida; Solanales; Convolvulaceae.